Molecule: messenger RNA, 746 nt
Organism: Marmota monax (woodchuck)
Lineage: Eukaryota; Metazoa; Chordata; Mammalia; Rodentia; Sciuridae
Product: N-alpha-acetyltransferase 50-like
Exons: 1
Coding region: 94-603 (169 amino acids)
Biological process (GO): mitotic sister chromatid cohesion
Cellular component (GO): NatA complex
Molecular function (GO): acyltransferase activity, transferring groups other than amino-acyl groups
Source: RefSeq, a predicted model, not a curated record
CCGGCUUGUGGGCUGGAGGGCCCCUAGAGCUCCGGGCGGCGAGGACGACGGCGUUGAUAGCGGUGGUAACGAUGGCCUCAGCAGGCGGGGAAGAUGAAAGGUAGCCGGAUUGAGUCGGGAGAUGUAACACCACACAAUAUUAAACAGUUGAAGAGAUUGAACCAGGUCAUUUUUCCAGUCAGCUACAAUGACAAGUUCUACAAGGAUGUGCUGGAGGUUGGCGAGCUAGCAAAACUUGCCUAUUUCAAUGAUAUUGCUGUAGGUGCAGUAUGCUGCAGGGUGGAUCAUUCACAGAAUCAGAAGAGACUUUACAUCAUGACACUAGGAUGUCUUGCACCUUACAGAAGGCUAGGAAUAGAAACUAAAAUGCUAAAUCACGUCCUAAACAUCUGUGAAAAAGAUGGCACUUUUGACAACAUCUAUCUGCACGUUCAGAUCAGCAAUGAGUCAGCAAUUGACUUCUACAGGAAGUUUGGCUUUGAGAUUAUUGAGACAAAGAAGAACUACUAUAAGAGGAUAGAGCCUGCAGAUGCUCAUGUGCUUCAGAAAAACCUCAAAGUCCCUUCUGGUCAGAAUGCAGAUGGGCAGAAAACAGACAACUGAACAAAUUACAAAUGAACUUUCUUGCACUUGCUUGUCGCCAAAUAAAAGAGAGGCCCAUUGAUUCCCUGCCCCUGUCCCCCGCCUUUCCUAAGUUUUCCUCCCUACUUGUUCCUUUUUUUCCUCAUUUCUUUACUUUCAAGGAC